This is a messenger RNA of Capra hircus (goat), 2636 nucleotides long. It is a transcript of the gene GDF10, whose product is annotated as growth differentiation factor 10. The transcript is spliced from 3 exons. Bases 410 to 1846 code for a protein of 478 amino acids. Gene Ontology annotation, molecular function: cytokine activity; growth factor activity. Gene Ontology annotation, cellular component: extracellular region. The record is from RefSeq and is a predicted model, not a curated record. Gene Ontology annotation, biological process: osteoblast differentiation; SMAD protein signal transduction; BMP signaling pathway. Lineage: Eukaryota; Metazoa; Chordata; Mammalia; Artiodactyla; Bovidae.
CAGGGAUUGCCGUGUCGGCGGCGGCCCGGAGUGGUCGGGGCGCUCAGCCGGGUCUCGCUCCAGGGCUCCGCCGGCCGCCCCGCCCCGCCCCGCCCCUCGAACCCGCCGAGCCGAGCGCGCCUGGGGCUGCAAAGUUUUGCCUUCAGUCCGCCCAGGCAGCGCGCAGGCUUGGGCUCGGCUCGGCUCUGCGUGGCUCCGGAUUGCCGUGACCGCUGGCCUUCCCGUGCGCCCAGCUGUGCGCCCCGCUCUGCCCCGCGCCCCGCGCGGAUCUCGGCAUCCCGAGCCCCCGCCUGCGUGCGCAGUCAGCGUGCCCUCCUGCCGCAGGGUCUGUUCUCAGCCUCCUGUGCGUCCUCGAUCUCCUUUCUCCUCCUCCCCGGCGGCUCUGGCCCCUUCGCCUCCGCCACCCAUCAUGGCUCGUGGCCCCGCUCGGACCAGCCUGGGACCCGGGUCCCAACAGCUGCCGCUGCUGUCGCUACUGCUGCUGCUGCUGCUCCGGGACGCGGACGGCAGCCACACGGCCGCCGCUCGGCCUGCCCCGCCCGCGGCCGCCGACGGCCUUGCAGGGGACAAGAACCCCCAGCGGUCUCCAGGAGACGUGGCCGCUGCACAGAGCCCAGGCGCCCAGGACAUGGUUGCUGUCCACAUGCUCCGGCUUUAUGAGAAAUACAGCCGAAGGGGCGCGAGGCCGGGAGGGGGCAACACGGUCCGCAGUUUCCGUGCCCGGCUGGAAGUGGUCAACCAGAAGGCCGUGUAUUUCUUCAACCUGACUUCCAUGCAAGAUUCAGAAAUGAUCCUGACGGCCACAUUCCACUUCUACGCAGAGCCACAGUGGCCCCCUGCGCGUGAGGUGCCCUGCAAACAGCGGGCCAAGAAUGCAUCCUGCCGCCUACUGCCCCCUGGCCCCCCCGCACGCCAGCACUUGCUCUUCCGCAGCCUUUCGCAGAACACGGCCACUCAGGGGCUGCUCCGUGGGGCCAUGGCCCUGCCACCCCCGCCGCGAGGCCUGUGGCAGGCCAAGGACAUCUCCCUCAUUGUCAAGGCGGCCCGCCGUGACGGCGAGCUGCUCCUGUCUGCUCAGCUGGAUUCUGGGGAGAAGGAAACAGGAGUGCCCAGGCUCGGCCCUCACGCACCCUACAUUCUCAUCUAUGCCAACGACCUGGCCGUCUCGGAGCCCAACAGCGUGUCAGUGACACUGCAAAGAUACGACCCCUUCCAGGCUGGGGACCCAGAGCCUGGUGCAGCCCCCAACAGCUCAGCAGACCCCCGCGUGCGCCGGGCCACGCAGGCCCCCGGGCCCCUCCAGAACAACGAGCUGCCUGGGCUGGAUGAGAGGCCAGCACACACCCCCCAUGGCCAGCACUACCACAAGCACGAGCUGUGGCCCAGCCCCUUCCGUGCGCUGAAGCCGCGGCCAGGCCGCAAGGACCGCAGGAAGAAGGGCCAGGAUGUGUUCAUGGCCUCCUCGCAGGUGCUGGACUUCGAUGAGAAGACGAUGCAGAAAGCCCGGAAGAAGCAAUGGGAUGAGCCACGGGUCUGCUCCCGGAGGUAUCUGAGGGUGGACUUCGCGGACAUAGGGUGGAAUGAGUGGGUCAUCUCACCCAAGUCCUUCGACGCCUACUACUGCUCGGGGGCCUGCGAGUUCCCGAUGCCCAAGAUGGUCCGCCCAUCCAACCACGCCACCAUCCAGAGCAUCGUCAGGGCCGUGGGCAUUGUCCCGGGCGUCCCAGAGCCAUGCUGCGUUCCCGACAAGAUGAGCUCUCUUGGGGUCCUUUUCCUGGAUGAGAACCGGAAUGUGGUUCUGAAGGUGUACCCCAACAUGUCCGUGGAGACCUGUGCCUGCCGGUAAGACCAGCUGCUCUGGAGUGGAAGGAGCCUGCCCUACCCACACACAGCAGGGUAGUAUUCUGGGAACCUUCUGGAGUGAGCACUUGAUUCAGGGUGCAGCUGCAAAAAUAGGGCAGAGCCCGCAGACAGCCAUCUGUCACCCCAGGGCAUUGCUCUGGGGUCUUUCAUUGCUGGUGAUUCAGCCUCCUCAAUGCCAGUUCGAAUCCUUUAAAGGGAUCUGGGAAUUAAACCUGACCUGAUGGCUUCUCACAGCCCAUCCCCUCUGCUCUGAAGGCCUGAAAACCAGCCAUAUCCAUAUGUUGGGUUUUGUGACCAUCAUCUCAUAACCUGGAAAGAAGACUACAAACUUGAAGGUGCUCACGCCCUUCAUAUGGAAAGAACCUCUGCUUAAAUAAUCAGUUUUAAAACACUUUGGGCCACAGAGUGAUGCUGGAAAAUGGAUAUGGAAUAUAAUACAAAUGGAUGUCUCCUCUCAAAAUCCACUGCAGAUGCUUUUAUACAUACAGCAUGCGCAUAUAACCAAUUUUGGCUUCUUUUUCUUAAUAUAUAUUUUAUUUUAAAACAAGAAGGAGGGAGUUGACACCAUUCCCCCACAGAGAGCGUCAUGCUGGUUGCGUGUGCAUUUUUUAAACCUGCUUAUUGAGAUAACCCAUACAGCAAUAAGUUGGAAUACUAAAACAUAACCAAGAUUUUAUAUUUUUGUAAAUUAUACUUUCUAUACUGUAGAUUGUGUAUGGUAUGUGUUUUUAUGGAAAGCUAAUAAAUUAAAGGGACAAUGGUAUCUUGAAAAA